AUUGUUGGGUAAAGAUGGGAAAACUUCUAAGCCACCCUCUACCAACUGAGAAAAAUCAUGAUAGAGAUAUGGAUUCAUUUAAAAACAUAUUAACAAACGUAGUUGUAGUUGGGUUCUUCUACUAACAAUAUUAUAUUUGGGUUCUUUUAUUUUUAUUUUUAUUUUUUUAAUUUCUAUGCUGUUUUCGCAGAGGGACAGGGGGGCCAAUGAAAGGAGACGCCAUUAUUGACUUCUUCUCAGCACUCAAUUUCUUCUUCUCACACAAAUAUAGCCAUUUUUGAGACUGCUAAGGCUUUUUUCACUGAAAAAAAAGUCAACAACCUCUUUGCUUUGCCUUGCUUUGCUUCUGAUCUGUUGGUUUUUCUCUUUUCCUUGUGUAAUCGGAAACAAUGCCAAUGCUUAUAGCAGAGAUCUUUCUCUCUGCCUUCGUCAAAUUGCUGUUUGAGAAGAUGUCCUCUUUUGCCUCCUCCAAAUUACCCACCUGUAUUGCUGCCCAGCUUACCAAUUGGACCAAUAUGCUGUCUCAAAUUGAAGCUCUUCUGAUUGACGCCGAGGACAAGCAACUGACUGAUCGAGCUGCGAACCUGUGGCUCGACGAUCUCCAGGAUCUGGCAUAUGAUUUGGAUGAUUUAGUGGAUGAGUUCGCCACCGAAGCUUUGCGACAGAGUCUCAAGGCAAAGCCUCCCCAAGCUAGUUCUAGCAAGGUAUGGAACGUCCUCCCUAAUUUCAAGCCAAGAGAUGUUAUGUUUAAUUUCAAAAUGAAGUCCAAGAUUGAGGAGAUCAAUACCAGAUUGCACAAUAGUUUUGAACAAUGUUCAAAACUUAAUUUGGUAAAGAUUAGUGUUAGAACCACAUCUCUUGAGACUCGGCCAACUCGAGAAUCUACAUCUUCACCUAAAGGUCCCAUUUAUGGCAGAGAGAAGGAUCAAAGAAAGAUAGUUGAGUUGCUCCUAGGUAGGGAUGAAUCAAGUCGUAACCACCCUGAAGUAAUUUCCAUAACGGGUAUGGGUGGGGUGGGUAAGACCACCCUGGCUCAGAUGGUAUACGACGAUAAAACUGUGAAGGAGCAUUUUGAUCUGAAAGUCUGGGUUUGGGUGUCAGAUGAGUUUGAUGUUAUGAGAAUAACAAAAGUAAUUCUUGAGUCUGUGACUGAACAGCCAUGCAAUUUUACUACUUUGGAACAAGUUAAAGCUAAACUAAGGCCAAUCUAUUGA
Molecule: messenger RNA, 1214 nt
Organism: Camellia sinensis
Lineage: Eukaryota; Viridiplantae; Streptophyta; Magnoliopsida; Ericales; Theaceae
Source: RefSeq, a predicted model, not a curated record